CUGUACUUGUCACUCUUUUAAUAUAUUGCCUAUAUUGUCUAUUCAUAUACUGCACAUAUAUACUAAGCACUGCAUUACCUUUGCUUUAUGGUCUAAAAUAGACAAAAGAAUAUGGCUCCUAUUGUUAAGCUGUUGUUUGAAUUUUGGUGAAUAACAGAAUUUAUGGGGGUGAAAGGGAGUCAGUGAUUAAAAGAAUCCUUUCAUUUCUUUCAAAAUAAUUUGGGCAGCAACUGCCUAUUAGUUUCUCAUAGCAUAAACCAUGGCUCCUUGGAGAUCGACAUCUGGUAGGAAGUCCUUAAUUAGAAUAUUCCUCGGCUGCUUCUCCAGAGAGUUGAUUAUUCAGCAAGGGGAUGAUCCUGGGAACUCAAUUUGUAUUACAAGAAAAGAAUGAACUGUUACUAGCAUAGAACAGAGACAAUCAAGAUGGUGUAUUGGAUUUUGAAUAAAAGCUUGACAGUUCUGUUAUUUGUAAUGUGGCUGGGGGUGAAUUUAUACCUGUUUAUUGACACUUUUACCUGGUAUGAAGAUGAAGAUGCUUAUGUCUACACACGGGUUAUGCUAGGUACCACACUUGCCUGGGCAAGAGCCUCGGCCACUUGUCUCAACUUUAACUGCCUGCUAAUCCUCUUACCAGUCAGCAGAAACCUUAUUUCGUUUUUAAGGGGAACAAGUUUUUGUUACAGAGGCAUGCUAAGGAGACAGCUGGAUAAAAACAUCACAUUUCACAAGACUGUAGCCUAUGGAGUAGCUGUAAAUGCAAUUAUCCACAUCAUUGCACACUUGGUCAACAUAGAACGAUUUCACUACAGCCAGUCGAAACAAGCAGGUGUGUUAAGCCACACAUUAUCUGACAUUGGCAAGAGCCCCAAUGAAAGUUACUUGAACCCAAUCAGGAGCUAUGAAACAAACACAAUAAGCGAAGUACUGACAUCCAUUGCUGGAAUAACUGGUCUCUUGAUAACUGUGUCGUUAAUUCUGAUCAUGACUUCAUCAACAGAAAUUAUAACAAGAUCAUUUUAUGAGGUCUUCUGGUAUACCCACCACCUCUUCACUGUGUUUUUUAUUGGUCUGGUUAUCCACGGUAUGGGUCAGCUCAUUCGUGGUCAGACCCAUCAGAGUCUUUUGGUGCACAAUGUCACGUACUGCAAAGAUCACUAUCUGGAGUGGGAAACAUCUGCUCAGUGUCCCCUUCCUCAGUUCUCUGGCAAUGACCCUGUGACAUGGAAAUGGGUAUUAGGUCCUGUGAUAUUGUACAUCUGUGAAAGGAUGAUCAGGCUCUGGAGAUUUCAGCAAGAGGUUGUCGUUACAAAGGUGGUGUCUCAUUCCUCCGGGGUUCUGGAGCUUCAUAUGAAAAAACGUGGCUUUCAAAUGGAGGCUGGUCAGUAUAUCUUUCUCCAGUGCCCUGCUAUUUCACAGCUGGAGUGGCAUCCUUUCACCCUCACUUCAGCCCCUGAAGAUGACUUUUUCAGUGUACAUAUAAGGUCAGUUGGGAAUUGGACUAAGGCCCUUUGCAGUGCCUUUGGAGCUGAGGAAAAAACCUUCAAGGAGCCAUGGAAGCUACCAAGGCUAGCUGUGGAUGGCCCCUUUGGAGCUGUAGCGACAGAUGUGUUUCAGUACCAAAUCAGUGUGUGCAUUGCAACAGGCAUAGGAGUCACUCCUUUUGCUUCCAUUCUGAAAUCAGUUUGGUACAAGUGCUGUAAACAAAACACAGACCUGAGACUGGAAAAGGUUUAUUUCUAUUGGAUUUGCCGAGAUUCGUCUGCCUUUGAGUGGUUUGCUGUUCUCCUGUGUUUGCUGGAAGCACAAAUGACUAAGAAAGGGAAAGCCCAUUUUCUAAGCUAUCACAUAUUUCUUACCGGCUGGGAUGAAAGUCAGGCCACCCAUAUUGCCUUGCAUUCUGAUGAAAAGGUGGAUGUAAUUACUGGCCUGAGACAAAAGACCUAUUAUGGAAGACCAAACUGGGACAAGGAAUUCAAACAGAUAGCGGAAAAUCAUCCUAGUGAUAGCAUUGGAGUUUUCUUUUGUGGACCUAAAACUAUUUCUAGAAGGCUUCAAAAGGUGUGCAACUUCUAUUCAUCUGCUGAUCCAAGAGGUGUUCAGUUUCACUACAACAAAGAAAAUUUCUAGACCUUCAUUUAGAAAUGGCAUUUGACUUUUGAAUGCUUGGAGUGUUUCUUUCUUCCUUGUUUCCCAUGCUUCUGGAGGAAUUAUAAUACUUUAAAGAAUAAUGUUUGGCAUUCGUUUAUUAUCAUAAUUUGCUAGUAUGAGGGUUAAAUGAAAGGUAAUGCCUCCACCUUCGUAACUCCUCAACAGAUAGCAGUACUGGUAUGCAGCAGGUACUGGCUUCUUCAGUAGACUCUCCUCUACAGUUCAAUUUGGCAGGAAGCCUUAGCAUUGAACGGUUGUGUUGUUAAAAUGUGAAGUAUGGAACCCUGUGCAGAUGGUCGGUCAAUAAAACUUAACAACGUGUA
Molecule: messenger RNA, 2471 nt
Organism: Anolis carolinensis (green anole)
Lineage: Eukaryota; Metazoa; Chordata; Lepidosauria; Squamata; Anolidae
Gene: nox3
Product: NADPH oxidase 3
Exons: 13
Coding region: 424-2127 (567 amino acids)
Biological process (GO): superoxide anion generation; defense response
Cellular component (GO): plasma membrane; NADPH oxidase complex
Molecular function (GO): superoxide-generating NAD(P)H oxidase activity
Source: RefSeq, a predicted model, not a curated record